AUGCGGUCUACAGAUCAAGUUAAUUACUUGAUUAUUUAUCCAGGUGACCCAACUGUUUUUGGUAACUUGAAACCUCAUUCAACAAUCCCAAAAGCCUUGUGCAAGGCCUUAGAAUCCGGAAAAAACAACGGUUACGGUCCAGCCGUUGGUUUUCCAGCCGCCCGAGAGGCCGUCGCAAAAUAUAGCCGACAUCAAGGCCCAGUCACAGCUCAGGAUGUCAUCCUUUGCAGCGGUUGUUCCUGUGCCCUGGACAUGUGCAUAUCAGUGCUGGCCAAUCCAGGAGAGAAUAUACUGAUGCCCAGGCCUGGUUUCUCGAUUUAUAGAACUUUGGCCGAGGGGAUGGGCAUACAAGUUAAAUAUUACAAUCUGCUGCCCGAACGUGAAUGGGAAGUAGAUCUCCAACACAUGAGGUCCCAAAUUGACGACAAAACUCGUGCCAUGAUCGUCAAUAACCCAUCUAAUCCUUGUGGAUCAGUCUACACAGCUGAUCAUCUGCGUGAUAUCCUCGAUAUUGCUUCCGAAUUUAGAGUUCCAAUUAUUGCUGAUGAAAUUUACGAACAUUUCGUAUUUCCUGGCAAUGAAUUUCAUUCCAUGGCUAGCUUGAGUGAUGAUGUACCCAUACUUUCUUGUGGCGGUCUCACGAAAAGGUUUUUGAUUCCUGGUUGGAGAAUGGGUUGGAUUAUAAUAAAUGAUAGAAAUGAUGUUUUCAAGGGGGUACGCAAAGGCCUCCAGAGUUUAAGCACACGUAUAAUUGGCAGCAAUACCUUGGUACAAGGUGCUUUGCCAGAGAUAUUGGCAGAUACUCCACAAGAAUAUUACGAUGAUCUUGUUCUUACACUCGCGAGGCAUGCCAAAUUAGCAUACGAAAUGCUGAAAGAUUUACCAGGUUUGACCCCAGUAAUGCCUCAGGGUGCUAUGUACAUGAUGAUCGGUCUUGACAUGGAGAAUUUUCCGGAAUACAAAACCGAGAUGGAUCUUGUACAGGAGUUGGUCAAGGAACAGAGCGUUUUUUGUCUCCCAGGACAGUGUUUUGAGUAUCCUAAUUACAUGAGGAUGGUGCUAACCGUACCUGAAGAAAUGAUAGAGGAAGCUUGCAAGAGGAUUGCUGAAUUUUGUGAACAGCAUUAUAAAAUGAACAAUAAUAUUAAAGUAAUGCAAAUAUAAGUUAAUAUUUAAAAAUUAUGAAGAAAGGAUGGGUUACUA
Molecule: messenger RNA, 1203 nt
Organism: Ctenocephalides felis (cat flea)
Lineage: Eukaryota; Metazoa; Arthropoda; Insecta; Siphonaptera; Pulicidae
Product: tyrosine aminotransferase-like
Exons: 6
Coding region: 1-1164 (387 amino acids)
Biological process (GO): biosynthetic process; aromatic amino acid metabolic process
Molecular function (GO): L-tyrosine:2-oxoglutarate transaminase activity; pyridoxal phosphate binding
Source: RefSeq, a predicted model, not a curated record